This is a messenger RNA of Rhododendron vialii, 1390 nucleotides long. RefSeq names its product GDSL esterase/lipase 6. The coding region runs from base 196 to 1275 and encodes 359 amino acids. NCBI's taxonomy places the organism in Eukaryota, Viridiplantae, Streptophyta, Magnoliopsida, Ericales, Ericaceae. The record is from RefSeq and is a predicted model, not a curated record. Gene Ontology annotation, molecular function: hydrolase activity, acting on ester bonds. The transcript is spliced from 4 exons.
GUGCAAUUGGUUUUAGCGGCUACUUUUGUCAUGACGGGUAACGAUUUUUCCAUGCACCAAGUUUGCGUCUUCGGUUAUUUUCUUGUCCUUGUGCUCUCUUUUGUUCGUCACCUUCUCUCUUUCGUCCGUAUAAAUUAAUACUGGUCACGUCUCUCUCAAGCUAGCUUGAGGUCUCUAGCUCUCUGAUCUCUCUCCAUGGAGAGUCCUCCAGUACCGCUUCUCUCUCUCCUGAUUCUCGCCUUCUCCAUUUCGGCCUCGGCAACCACCAUUCGAGCCAUUUUCACAUUCGGAGACUCGAUUUUCGACGCGGGCAACAACCAUUUCAACAAGAACUGCACUGCGCAAGCAGAUUUCCCGCCUUACGGAUCGAGCUUUUUCCACCGCUCUACGGGAAGGUUCACCAACGGCAGAACGGUUGUCGACUUCAUAUCUCAAUUUGCUGGGAUAGAACUGCAAAAGCCAUAUCUUCAGGCACAGAUUGAAGUGGCAAAUGGAAGCACAAAGGAUUACCCAUCCAAUGGCAUCAACUUUGCAAGUGCUGGCAGCGGAGUUUUGCACGACACAAAUGAGGAUUUGGCAGUGACACCACUCCAAGUCCAGCUUCAACAAUUCCAGACCCUAAUAGACCAAAACCAGAUCGACAAACAACUCCUCCAUAACUCGCUCUUCCUAUUCGAGUCCGGUUCAAACGACAUCUUCAACUACUUCCUCCCGCUUGAUCCCCCAGCCCUGAACCCAGAUGCCUAUGUUCAAGCCAUGUUGACGCAAGUUGGACAAUUCAUGGACCAGAUUUACAAACUCGGGGCUCAUCGCAUCGCCGUGUUUUCGCUGGGCCCUGUGGGCUGUGUUCCGGCCAGGGCCCUCCUGCCCGGCACACCGGUGGACCGGUGCUUCGGGAAGAUGGACCAGAUGGUGAAGAACUACAACCAGGGUUUGGAAACUGUGGUGAAGAGUAUACCCAGCAAGUAUCCUGGUGCAGUUGGUGUGUAUGGAGCUGUUUAUGACAUUGUUCAACUCUUUCGGGCAAUUCCAAAGCGCUAUGGCUUCCUGAAUGUAUCAAACGCAUGUUGUGGGGAUGGAACUCUUGGAGGGCUGGUGCAAUGCGGCAAAGAGGGUUACACCGUCUGUCCAAACCCGGAUCAGUUUCUGUUCUGGGAUUAUUUUCAUCCCUCGGAGCAUACUUACCACCUCAUAUCCAAGAUUCUAUGGAGUGGAAGCCAAUCCCGGAUAAGGCCCCUCAAUUUGAAGGCUCUAGCAAACCUUACGGCCGUAUGAGCGCGCAGCACCAGAGAAUUACUAUAAAACCAGGAUAAGCAAUGAAGCAAAAGGAAUGAAUUUGGUCAGGUCAUGAAACAAGACUUUAGACAUGUAUCUUAUGGAGAUUUAUAGU